GCGGCGGGCGCGAAUGGCGGAGCAGUGGGAUCUGGACGAGGAGGGCCUCCGCCGCCUGGGGGCGCUGACCCUGGAGCAGCCCGAGCUGGUGGAGUCUCUUUCAUUGCAGGGAUCUUAUGCUGGAAAAAUCCAUUCUAUUGGUGAUGCCUUCAGAAAUUUCAAAAAUCUCCGAUCCUUAGAUUUAUCAAGAAAUUUGAUCACUAGCCUAAAGGGCAUCCAGUAUUUGUGUUCACUCCAGGAUCUGAACUUAUAUUACAACAACAUUCCUUCAUUAGUGGAGGUGUCCCGACUUCAACCCUUGCCCUUCCUCAAAGAACUAGAUUUGAGACUCAAUCCUGUUGUAAGGAAAGAUACAGAUUAUAGGCUUUUCGCCGUGUACACGCUGCAAACUCUGGAAAAACUAGAUGACCGAACUGUGCGUGAGAGCGAGAGGAAAGCUGCCAAGCUGCAUUUCAGUCAGUUGGGCAACAGUGAAAAUUUUCUUUUAGAGGUGGAAAAGAGCUCUAGGGAGAAGACAAUGAAAACCUGUGUGACAGAUGAAGGCUCUGCAUCAAAAGUCAAUCCUGAGGUCGACACCAGGAUCGAAACAGACUCAAACAAAGGACUUUUUAUUCCCUUCCCCAAUCGGGAAAUAAAGGAUUCUCUAACCAGUACUUCUGCAACCCAGGGCAAUGGAACACCAGCUCAGAAAUUAGAUGUUUUCCCACUGGGGACACAGAUGCAGGAAGCAACCAGAAGGGAGACAAGUGACACCCACAAGGAAGAUGGAUUAGAAUUGAGACAUUACUUGCCUCAUCGGUCCACAGUCCGAUCUCCAGAGAAGAUGAGUAGAGAUGGAUACCGAGUAUCUUUUUUAGACACUAAGUCUUCAGGCUCUUCUCCAGAAAAAGACUUGAUACCAAAACCUGACACAUAUCCAUGUACCCAUGAUGUCUCACUGGGUAAACGCCUGGAAGUGGGUGAUUCUAGCCAGAUCCUUCCCUAUCAAUUACCUUCGGAUGUUGGUCUGGACUAUUAUGAUAAUCAUUAUUCUCAAACCCUUUCCCUGCACGGAAGUCUUGUCAAAAAGCCUCAAAAAAUCAAGAACUACCGAGAAUAUAGCAUAAAGCCUUCAAAUGACAUAAAGGCCACCUCAUCUCAUUCCUGUGGAGACCUACUAACUUCUCUGUCAAACCCCGACUCCAGCACAGGAAGACUUUUGAAGCUUAGUUCAGAUCUGUAUGCCACAACCCACUUCAACAGCGAGCCUGCCCUGCUGACCGGUGUAGAGCAACAGUUAUCCAGCAGUCUCAGUGAUUUUGCACCAGCACCUGGUUCUUUCCCAAGCAACCGGGUCCUAGGAAACUCUCUGCAGACACUGCUGUUGCCUCCUGGGACUCCAGAAAACAGAGAGAUUCCAACUAAGAGGUCAUUAAGCGGAGGAGUCAAGUGGAAGGACAAUGUUCUUGCCAACCUGAAUCUGAAGUGUGGUUUCCAAGAAGCUACAGGCAUCGAGGCGCAACCUCUCUCUAGUGACCUGGGCAGUUUGCGUGGUUUACUGGACAACCAUAGUCCCCCGAUCUCUGCCAGAACCCCCCACGUGGCCACUGUCCUCAGACAGCUCCUGGAGCUGGUCGAUAAGCACUGGAGUGGCUCUGGCUCCCUCCUCCUCAACAAGAAGUUUCUUGGUCCUGCCAGAGAUUUGCUUCUGUCUUUGGUUGUGCCUGCACCUCCUCAGCAGUGGCAUCGCUCACAGCUCGAAGACAAGGCAGGGAAAGCCUUCCGCUGGAGGGAGAGUGAACUGAAGGAAGCAGGGCUGCUGGUCCCUAACGACGUGGAAAAUUUGAAGCAAAAAUUGGUCAAAGUGCUGGAGGAAAACCUUAUUUUGUCAGAAAAAAUUCAGCAGUUGGAGGGAAGUGCUGCCACCUCAGUUGUGAGUGGGCACCCAUCUCAAACACACGAUGAUCUUCUGCGCAAAAACCAACAGCUGACCAUACAGGUGGCCUGCCUGAACCAGGAGCUGACUCAGCUGAAAAGGCUGGAGGAGACAGUUGCUCUUCUCCACGAGAGUCAGAGAUCCCUGGUGGUAACUAAUGAGUAUCUGCUGCAGCAGCUGAAUAAAGAGCACAAAGGCUAUUCCGGGAAAUCGCUCCUGCCUCCCGAGAAAAGUCAUCCUUUGGGGAGAUCGUCACCCUUUGGGAAAGGCACGCUGUCUUCCUCCUCACCAACGGCACACGACACGGGUCAGUAUCUAAUACAGAGUGUCUCAGAAGCUGCCCCCGAGCCUAGCUUGUGGAGCUAACACUGAACCUUCACACCCGCUCCCUUCCCCCAUGGAGGGCUCCGGUGCCCGCCGUUGUCAGUGUUGGGUAGUGGUGUUUACCCCAGAGACUAAGAAAACAACUUUGAUAAUUAUAUUGUCCCUCUUUUA
Messenger RNA from Peromyscus leucopus (white-footed mouse), 2410 nucleotides. RefSeq names its product leucine rich repeat containing 36 (gene Lrrc36). Lineage: Eukaryota; Metazoa; Chordata; Mammalia; Rodentia; Cricetidae. The coding region runs from base 14 to 2281 and encodes 755 amino acids. The transcript is spliced from 14 exons. The record is from RefSeq and is a predicted model, not a curated record. Gene Ontology annotation, molecular function: protein binding.